AUGGCUGCAUCCACCCUGUCCGUCUGCUCCAAUGACAUGAGCUAUGGCAGCCGUGCCUGCCUGCCCGGGUCCUGUGACUCUUGUACAGACUCCUCCUGGCAGGUGGACGACUGUCCAGAGAGCUGCUGUGAGCCCUCCUGCUGCGCCCCGACCCCCUGCCUGACCCUUGUCUGCACCCCAGUGAGCUGCAUGUCCAGCCCCUGCUGCCAGGUGACCUGUGGGACCAGCCCCUGCCAAUCAGCCUGCACCAGCUCCUGCACCAGCUCCUGCACGCCCUCAUGCUGCCAGCAGUCUAGCUGCCAGCCCUCCUGCUGCACCUCCUCUCCCUGCCAGCAGGCCUGCUGUGUGCCCGUCUGCUGCACACCCGUCUGCUGUAAGCCAGUCUGUUGUAGGCCAGUCUGUUGCGAACCUGUCUGCUGCACACCCGUCUGCUGCAAGCCUGUGUGUUCUGGGGCCACCCCCUGUCCAGCCCCUUCGAGCUGCUGCAGACCCUCCUCCUGCGUGUCCCUCAUCUGCCGCCCCGUGUGCAGGCCUGCCUGCUGCAUGCCCACCUCCUCCUGCUGUGGCCCCGCCUCCUCCUGCCAGCCCAGCUGCUGCCGCCCGUCCUCAUCCAUGUCCCUGCUCUGCCGCCCCGUGUGCUCCCGCCCGGCCUGCUGA
Messenger RNA from Eptesicus fuscus (big brown bat), 657 nucleotides. Its product is annotated as keratin-associated protein 10-3-like. Lineage: Eukaryota; Metazoa; Chordata; Mammalia; Chiroptera; Vespertilionidae. The record is from RefSeq and is a predicted model, not a curated record. Gene Ontology annotation, cellular component: keratin filament. Bases 1 to 657 code for a protein of 218 amino acids. The transcript has 2 exons.